GUGUGUACCGUAUACCAUACAUAAACCUGUUUUGCCUCGAGGCGCGCGAGCUGUCCGCGCAAGGCAAACGCCGACGCGGCAGACAUUUAUCGUCCCUUCUCUAUAGCGCGAUCACCGAGAACCGGUGCCGCCGAGGCAUAGAAUAGCCUGCAGGGCAUAAACCUCUUUUUCCAGCUCCUCAGGGAGCGCCGCGUCGACGCGCGCGUCAAUAACGUAUCAUGGGCUCCGGCCCCAACGGCUGCUUCACGCCGCGGACGUACCAGCACGUCAACCUCGGCGUCGCGGGCAUCGUCCUCUACCCGAUCGCCCUGCUCUGGUCGUUCGUGGGCACGCAGUACAUCGCUGACGAGUAUUUUAGCGUCGCGCUCGACGGUAUUGUCGAGCUGUACCACAUAGAUCCGGACGGUUUCGCGCAGCGUCGAAAUGGGGCCUUCAGUCGCGGACUCAUCACUGCGUCUGCAUCGCGUACCUGAUGGUCGCUUGGUUGGAAACGAGCGCGUGCGUCCUCGGCGUGCCGACGAUCUCCCUCUCGCUGUUGCUGGCGGCAAGCGGUACCUCGUUGCCGAAUUGCCUCGUGGCGAUGUACGUCGCCAAGAAGGGCCGGGGCACGACGGCCGUCUCCACCGUCUUCGGCUCGAACAUCUUCGACAUCCUCAUCGCGCUCGCUUUACCGUGGGCCAUCUACUCGUCGAUCUUCGGCCCGAUCACGGUCUUCGAGUCAUUAGGCUUCGGCACGGCCUACGCCCUCACGACGAUCAUGAUCGCGACGUUCGCUUUGUUCGUGAUCCUCUCGGCCACGAACGCCUGGGUCGUGACGCACCCGCACGCGUGGAUCUACCUCGCGAUCUAUGCCGCCUUCGUCGUAUACGUCAUUCUCGACGCGAUCCCGGGCAUCGUCCCGGGGCCGGCGUCGCGCUGAGCGGCAUCCGUCCUCCCCCCACACGUCCCCGCCGCCGCGCUAGUAACUAUCCCCCGUCUAUUA
Messenger RNA from Pelagomonas calceolata, 982 nucleotides. NCBI's taxonomy places the organism in Eukaryota, Pelagophyceae, Pelagomonadales, Pelagomonadaceae. The record is from the annotation of a GenBank genome assembly.